AUGCUGCCAACUCGUUUCCCUAGCCGCGGUGCCGUCAACGCCGCGGGGCUGGAGACCCUGCUGCCGGCAGCUUCCCGCGCCGUGCUCUCGGAGUUCAUAGCCACCGCCGUGUUCGUCUUCGCCGCCGAAGGCUCCGUCUACGGCCUCUGGAAGAUGUACAAGGACACGGGCACGCUGGGCGGCCUGCUCGUGGUGGCGGUGGCGCACGCGCUCGCUCUGGCCGCGGCGGUGGCGCUGGCGAGCGGCGCCUCGGGCGGGCACGUCAACCCGGCCGUCACGUUCGGCGUGCUCGUCGGCAGGCGCAUCUCCUUCGCGCGCGCCGUGCUCUACUGGGCGGCGCAGCUUCUCGGCGCCGUGCUCGCCGCCGCUCUCCUCAGGAUCAUCUCCGGCGGCGUGCGCCCCAUGGGGUUCACGCUCGGCCACGGCAUCCACGAGCGGCACGCCCUCCUGCUCGAGGUCGUCAUGACGUUCGGGCUCAUGUACACCGUGUACGCCACCGCCGUCGACCGGAACCGCGGCGGCAACGUCGGCGCCAUCGCGCCCAUCGCCAUCGGCUUCGUCCUGGGCGCCAACAUCCUCGCAGGCGGCCCGUUCGACGGAGCCGCGAUGAACCCGGCGCGGGCGUUCGGCCCGGCACUCGUCGGCUGGAGCUGGCGCCACCACUGGGUCUACUGGGUCGGCCCGCUGAUCGGCGCCGGGCUGGCCGGCGCGCUGUACGAGUUUGUCAUGGCCGAGCAACCCGAGGAGCCGGCAGCUGCGGUCAGGCGUGAGCUGCCCGUGCCCGCCGAGGAUUACUGA
Messenger RNA from Triticum turgidum subsp. durum (durum wheat), 798 nucleotides. NCBI's taxonomy places the organism in Eukaryota, Viridiplantae, Streptophyta, Magnoliopsida, Poales, Poaceae. The record is from the annotation of a GenBank genome assembly.